This is a messenger RNA of Trichomycterus rosablanca, 522 nucleotides long. Its product is annotated as zinc finger protein 19-like. The transcript has a single exon. Gene Ontology annotation, biological process: regulation of transcription by RNA polymerase II. Gene Ontology annotation, cellular component: nucleus. Gene Ontology annotation, molecular function: DNA-binding transcription factor activity, RNA polymerase II-specific. The annotation marks the transcript as partial. The record is from RefSeq and is a predicted model, not a curated record. NCBI's taxonomy places the organism in Eukaryota, Metazoa, Chordata, Actinopteri, Siluriformes, Trichomycteridae.
CACACUGGAGUGAAACCAUAUCAGUGCUCACAGUGUGGAAAGAGUUUUAAUGGACAGAGUGAUCUCAAAAGACACCAGCGCAUUCACACUGGAGAGAAACCGUAUCAGUGCUCACAGUGUGGAAAGAGUUUUAAUGGACAGAGUGAUCUGAAAACACACCAGCGCAUUCACACUGGAGAGAAACCAUAUCAGUGCUCACAGUGUGGAAAGAGUUUUAAUACAAAGAGUGAGUUUAAAAUACACCAGCGCAUUCACAGUGGAGAGAAACCAUAUCAGUGCUCACAGUGUGGUAAGAGUUUUAUUACACAAAGUAAUCUCAAAAUACACCAGCGCAUUCACACUGGAGAGAAACCGUUUCGGUGUUCACAGUGUGGAAAGAGUUUUAAUAGACAGAGUAUUCUUAAAAAACACAAGCACAUUCACACUGGAGAGAAACCGUAUCAGUGCUUACAGUGUGGAAAGGGUUUUAGUCAACAGAGUAAUCUCAAAAUACACCAGCGCAUUCACACUGGAGUGAAACCG